UGCUACUGAUAUCUACUUGCUCGUUUUCGUCAACUAAAGAGUCCUCCAUGUAACACAUAAGUUUCCAUAAUGUCUUAUUAUAAGUAGUUUAGUAGGGGAUUACAAAUUCAAUCGUAAAUGACGCCCACGAAGACCACAAAAACUGAAGUAGAAAUGGUGAUACGAAACAGGAAAUCUGUUAUGAAAGACGGGAUUAUGACAAUGUCGGGAAUCGGCGAGCCUUCGGUCUUCCACGCGCUAGUCGUGAUUUUCUUGGAAUUCUUCGCGUGGGGCCUGCUCACGAUGCCCAUUAUAUCAGUGCUGAACGCGACCUUUCCGGACCACACUUUCCUCAUGAACGGAUUAAUCAUGGGAAUCAAGGGCAUCCUGUCGUUUCUGUCCGCGCCACUGAUCGGGGCGCUCUCCGACGUGUGGGGCCGCAAGUUCUUCCUGUUGGUGACUGUGUUCUUCACGUGUGUGCCUAUUCCCCUAAUGACAAUUAACACUUGGUGGUUUUUCGCUAUGAUCAGCAUAAGUGGCGUUUUCGCGGUGACAUUUUCGAUCGUGUUCGCGUAUGUGGCCGAUGUGACGACGGAGGCGGAGAGGUCUCGGGCGUACGGCCUCGUAUCGGCCACUUUUGCAGCCAGCAUGGUCAUAUCGCCGGCGCUCGGAGCCUCGUUAAUGGAGCUGUACGGCGAAGCGUUCGUAGUCGCCGCAGCUACAGCCGUGGCCGUGCUAGACGUGUUUUUCAUAAUGGUUGCCGUCCCAGAAAGUCUACCAGAGAAAGUGAGACCUAGUGGCUGGGGGCCAGCUAUCAGUUGGGAGCAAGCCGACCCGUUUGCUGCCUUAAGGAAAGUGGGUGCAGAGCGUACUGUACUAAUGUUGUGUGUGGCUGUGUUCCUAUCUUACUUGCCCGAAGCAGGACAGUAUUCAUGCAUAUUUGUGUAUCUAAAACUAGUUAUGGGCUUUGAUGAAGUGCAAGUGGCAAUAUUUAUAGCUAUCGUAGGAGUGCUCAGUAUUGGUGUUCAAGUUGUUCUCGGAUUCUUGAUGCGGUCACUCGGGGCCAAACAUACCAUAAUGGUCGGACUGCUGUUUGAGAUGUUGCAACUCAUGUGGUAUGGUUUCGGAAGCCGUACCUGGAUGAUGUGGGCUGCGGGAGUGCUGGCUGCGCUCGGCUCCGUUACAUACCCAGCUAUUAGUGCAUAUGUGUCAGUGAACAGUCGAGCAGACCGCCAGGGAGUGGUACAGGGUAUGGUGACGGGCGUCAGAGGACUGUGUAACGGCCUAGGGCCUGCCAUGUUCGGGGUCAUUUUUUACUUAUUCCAAGUAGAUUUGAAUGAGGAGCAUCAGCGACCGGGCCAGGAGAAUGAAAGGAUGAUGCCGGGGCCUCCGUUCGUUUUGGGCGCUCUGUUGGUGAUCUGCGCGCUGCUGGUGGCUGCGUUCCUGCCCGAGGACGGCACCGUGGGCGGGAACCGGCGGCCGUCGCCGGUGGACCUGCGGUUCGAGGUGGAGCACGGGCGGCGCGUGGCGGGCCCGCUGUCCCCGCUCAUGGCGCCCGAGUCUGCCGCCCUCUAGCUAGCGGCGAAGGCCGGCCGCGCGGCCAGCGUGUGACUCUCAGUGCUGUGGUGCGCUGCAGCGCCGCGGUGAUCGCAUUUACAAAGGUACCAAAGCUGUAACUCGAGUGAGUGAAGUGUUUCCUACCAUUUUUGCUAAGACACCGACUACAUUCCUGUGUUUCACAUAGCGUUAUGCUUCAUCGGUAUCCGUGUUUCUAAGCUUUAUAUCUAUUUUUAUAAUACUUUGGAAUCACCUAGGAGGAUAUGUACAUAUUUUGUUAAAAUAAAAAUCAUGGUUAUUGUACAAUUCCUCUUUGUUUCAUGCUCGAGCUGAACAUCACACAAAAAUUAUUCUGUUUUUAUCUUCAAUGUUCGCAUAUUAAACCUUU
Messenger RNA from Achroia grisella, 1924 nucleotides. RefSeq names its product hippocampus abundant transcript 1 protein. The record is from RefSeq and is a predicted model, not a curated record. Gene Ontology annotation, molecular function: transmembrane transporter activity. Gene Ontology annotation, cellular component: membrane. Bases 118 to 1554 code for a protein of 478 amino acids. The transcript has a single exon. Gene Ontology annotation, biological process: transmembrane transport. NCBI's taxonomy places the organism in Eukaryota, Metazoa, Arthropoda, Insecta, Lepidoptera, Pyralidae.